This is a messenger RNA of Lucilia sericata (common green bottle fly), 4972 nucleotides long. RefSeq names its product transmembrane protein 94. Gene Ontology annotation, molecular function: nucleotide binding. The transcript has 9 exons. Lineage: Eukaryota; Metazoa; Arthropoda; Insecta; Diptera; Calliphoridae. The record is from RefSeq and is a predicted model, not a curated record. The coding region runs from base 178 to 4764 and encodes 1528 amino acids.
ACAGUUCAUAAAAAAGAAAUUGUGUAAAAUUGUUUGAUUAAUUAUAAAUAAUUAGUUUUUUAGUGAAAAAAUGUAUUAAAUUUGCAUAAAAACAUUUAAAUAAUGAAUUAAAUCUUUGAAACAAUAUAAAAGUAAAGCAAAUGUCAAAAUAAACUAAAAGAGCAGAUCUAAAAAGCCAUGUAUAGCAAUAAAAUCACUGGACGUACAGUUUCGUCUGGUGCCUCAUUUGAAGAGGAUGAGGAAGGUUUCAGUGGCAACAAAAAAGAAGGAAUAAAUAAAACUAAUACAAAAACAGAACAAACAUUUAAUAACACAUUUAAUAAUGGCAAACAAUAUGGUUUGUCUACAAAAGUGGCACUGGGGCGGCUACACGAUGAAAUAGAAAAAUUAUUAAAGGGCUAUGAACUGAAGUGGAAAGAGGAAAGCUGUUACCGUCAGGUGCGCUCUGCUUUUGUCAAACGCUAUGAUAGUCCAUUGGGUUGGUCUUCGAUUGCCACCUCAUUGCUGACUACAAUAGCUUUACUUAUCUCUUGUUCGUAUCUUGCCGCAUUAUGUUUAGCAGCUAUCUUAUCGCUAAAUUUAUAUAUCGUUAUACGCGAAAAUAAUCUAAGACGCACUGAAAUCUAUCGCAAAUGUCGGGCGGCUUUAAAUGAUAUACGCUUAGCCGAACAAGAGCUAUGUGCUGAAUGGCAGCCACAUAAUUAUCCUCAUAUUUGUUGCCCCCUAUCACCUUGUGUUUCAUUACAAUGGACCUAUCGUGAUGGUGUUAUUGUAAAUUUACCUUGGGCUUUGCUCGUCAAAGGGGAUUUUAUUGUUUUGCGUCCGGGUCAUAUAACACCGGGACCUUGUUCGGAGGUUAAUGGUAAGAAAACAUUUAAUGCUCAUGAGAUAUAUGGUGUGGCACAAACGGCGGAACCACCUGUUAAGCCCAUAGCAAGAAGUCCACUACCGGAUUUAGUGUGUUGUUUGGAAAACACUCCCUAUUUGACAAAUUUGAAAUUAAUUUUGGAAAACUCACUAAAAAGGCCACCAACUAUAUACAAUCAGCAGAGAUAUUUGCUGGUCACCAAAUACAUUCAACAAUGGGGAUUCAUAUGUGCCCUUAUCGUAACACUUUUCGCUGGCAUCUUACGUUUACAUGGUUUUGGUCUAUCAACUACUUCCGAUGGUCAUUAUGAAUGGAUGGAUAUGCUUAUAGAAUCACCUGCCUCGGCCGUAAUUCCAUUAUUACCCUUAAUAUUUCCUCUCAUGUGGAUUUCCAUGAAUCUUUGGGGCAUUGCACGUCUUCAAUGUUUUCUACGUACGCCUCAGCUUGUCUUGGGCAAGGAUUCAGAGAAAUCAUUUGAAGAGGAUCUCGAUACACCAUCGUUUGAUUAUGAAAAUGUUGCUCUGCAUCGUUCUAAGGUGUUUCGUAACUGGCUACAAAUGUGGCAGGGUAACAGUGAAUUAUUGCCACGCUCGGCAAAUGUGGUGCAAGUCCUAGGCUCCAUUACCGCCUUAUGUUGUGUAGAUAAAAAGGGUAUAUUGUCGUGGCCAAAUCCUACGGCAGAGAAAGUAUUCUUUUUACACGAUACCGAUGACAAUAAUCUAGAAGAGAAAAGUUGUCAAACUUCAUUGAAUUCAGAAAGUGAUAUACCCGAUCAUACGGUACCAAAAGGUAAUGGUAUAGUGGCAGAAGUUUUGGAUUUAACACACGAUCAACAUUGUCCCUUUCGUUUGGAGUUCGAUGAUCAGGAAUGGAAAAAUCAUAUCAAAUCUUUAAAACCUUUAGGUCUUGCCAUACUUUUAAAUACCUGCUCCCCCUUAACUCAUGACCAUUAUGCUCAAUUUUGUGGCCAUGUCACUGCUGUUGCUAUGCUGGAUAAGGAUUUGGUACCUGUUACAAAUCGGUAUGCGAUCGUAGAGUCCAGUAUGAAAAGCUUUUUGCAUGGACGCUGUUUAUGUGAGUUGGCCAAACAGAUUGGUUUUACAGAUCAUGCCACCGAUCGUUUUACACUGGAAGGCCAAUUGGCCACCUACAGACAUUUGCAACCGGAUGUGGUGCGCAGAGACAUACGCUUCGCCCGCCAACUGCAAUUAUCAUCUAAAGUUAAAGUUCCUUUUCCACACUCUUUAUCGGUGGUAAUGCGUGAAAAUCCUGGUGGUUAUCUUUCGCUUUUCACCCAGGGUACAGCGGACAUUAUUUUAGAUUGUUGUGAUGACUUCUGGGAUGGUGAGGAUUUACGACCCCUCUCCCCACAAGAUCGUAAAAGAGCCUUAGAUUUCUAUCAGCGCAGUGCUUUGACAGCCUACUGUACCGCCUUUGCCUAUCGACCCCUCAGACAUGGCAUAAACGGUGCCUUAAGUGGCGGACCCAAUAAAAAUGGCGGCAAUAUAGCCUAUUUAGAAUUGCCUCCCGAAUCGAAAUUGCGCAUGCAACAUGUGGACAAAAUGCACUGUGACUUUGAGUGUGGUCAUGGUAAAUUGAGUCACAGCAUUAGUACAGAUUCUUUGCUCUUCUCCGAAAGCAAAGAGGAUGACAUUACCGAUGUCGAGGGCUGUUUCGAGAUGCAAUGUCAUCAAGUAUUCAUCGGCAUGGUGACAAUGCAGUAUCAGGCUCAGACAGACAUAGUACAGCUUGUGGAACGUCUCGAACGGGCCUGUAUACGUUUUGUCCAUUUCAGCAAAGAGAACGAAUUGCGGUCCCGUGUUUUCUCUGAGAAGAUGGGUCUGGAAUCCGGUUGGAAUUGUCACAUUUCAUUGUUAAGCGAAUCGGAUGAAAAGUUGGCGAAUGCCGGAGGCGGUGUACAAUCGCCCAAAACUACUGGUAAACUUGAUUACUCUAACAACGUAAAUAAUAUGACUACCACCACCACUACUUCUACUACUACCUCCACCACCAAUCCCCCUACCAUAACCUCGACUUCUCAUGCUAAUAAAACCAUAAUCACCGCCAUUAAUUGUACUACUACUACUACCACUACUACUACAACUAGUACUUCUACUACUUCUACUACCAUUAACAAACGUUCAUCUUCAGUUAUAAAUCAUGAUGUGAUUGAGUUCAUACAACCACCUCAACCACCAACGUGUUCCACCACCACCACAACCACUGCCAUUAUAACAACAACAACUUCAGCUACAUCAGACACUCAUGAUAAUGAUAAUUCCAUUGAAAUCCAAAUUUUAGGUAAUGUAGCCACUGAUGAUGAUUCCUCCGAUUUGAAUUAUCUAUUGCCACCACUUACUAAUCUAGAGUCUUCCAAGACACUGAGUUCUUCCGCUCCCGGAGCCAUAUCCAAUAAUUUGAUGCAUGUGGCCGAUAAUAAUGAAACCUGUUCCAAUGCCAGUCUGGCGGGUUCGCGAGACUCCAUCAAUGAAUCCCUAAAGGCCAGUUGUAGACGUCAAUCUCAAGAUUCUGCCUUAGAUGAGAAUUGUCGUUCGAUUAGCAUUUUGACAGAAAGUACCGAACAGAGUGCCCCCGUACACUUUGACAUGUCCAAUAGAGCCAAAUUACCUAGAGGCAUUGAGAAUAUAAGACCUCACUUGGAGAAGGUGGACAAUGUUCCUUUGCAAGUUUCUCUCUUCACCGACUGUUCGGCCGAAGCCACCACCCAAAUGUUGGAAAUAAUGCAAUCAUAUGGCGAAAUUGUUGUCUGCUUGGGUUCAUCCGCCAGCAAUUCAAAUGCGGAAAUAUUUUUACAAGCCGAUUGCAGCAUAGCUGUAGAGCCUUUAUAUCCUCAAGUGUGCCAAGAUAUAGAAGCCUACACCGAGGCCAAUAUAAUCAACAAUAAGUUGAGAAUAAAACGCAAAUCAGUUGCUUCUCCCAGCCGGGUACUACAAGAAGAAUUUGCCGCCGAAGAAUUGCUGGAAACAGGACAAUAUGGUGCCACUAGUGGCAAUGCUCGUCCCAUGCAAUGUCCCGGCAACACUAUAUCCCCCAUAUACUUAAGCCGCAUCCUUAACUCCCUGCCCUGCUCAAUAUCGGUAAAACGUGAGGAUCCUCUCUCUUUGGUGGCCAUAAUAGAGUUAUCUCGUCGCUUCUCAUCGGGCCUCUGGAAUUGCAUACAAUUUUGGGCCUGCUGUGGCGGUGCUCUAUCCUUAAUUAAUAUUCUUAGUGCCUGUUUAUCGCUAAGACCUCUACUCACUCCUUUGAUGGUGAUUUAUAUAAUGUGCAUACCAGUGCCUUUAAUAUCACUCGCCUUGGCGCACAUCGAUUUAGAUCCGAAAAUAAUGAAUCGUGCUACGGGCAAAAAACAAACGGAAUACGAUUCACGGGUGUUUGGUUUCGUGUUAUGGUGUUACGGCUGUAAAUUUCUAACACCCAUUUUGGUAAUGAUUUUAUCCUAUUGUGCAUUUAUGGAUCAUCCUAUAAAAAUAAUGGAUGUCGAAGAAGAUGAUAAACAUAUCAAUUUAGAGAUCGCAAGAAUUUUCUCUACACUUGGCAUUUUAUUGCAUUUUGUUACAGUUUCUGCAUCUUUUGUCCAUCGUGAUCAUUCGCUGUGGCAAAAGAAUCCCUUCCGUAAUCGCAUUUGGGCAUUUAGUUGUUUUUGUAUAUUAUUUUUUCACUCAUUUCUCUGUAUGACCGAAAUUUUACUUAAUGAUGAUGUUCACGAUCAAUUGGAUGAUGCCUGGCCAGCUAUAGUAUUUCUAUUUGUGGGCUGUUUAAUAAGUUUAAUAGUUUCGGAAAUUUGUAAAUGGCAGGAAAUAAAAGUUAAUACACGCUAUCAACGACGAGCCCGUUUAGAUUUUGGUACAAAAUUGGGCAUGAAUUCACCUUUUUAGAGAGAAGUGUGGCUAAGUGUUUUUUUAUAUACAUAUAUUUAGUAGUUGUUCUACUAUUUUACACUUAAAAGGCAACAAAAGACUUUUUUAUGUUUGCGCAAAACAACGCACAGUGGUAUAGGAAAAAAAAAAGAGGGAAAUAAUUCGGUAACUUCUAAACGGUUAAUCCGAUUUUGAUGAAAUUUGAUAUGCGCAAAGAGGAGGUGUU